Ceraceosorus guamensis is the source of this 7041-nucleotide messenger RNA. RefSeq lists its product as hypothetical. The record is from RefSeq and is a predicted model, not a curated record. Lineage: Eukaryota; Fungi; Basidiomycota; Exobasidiomycetes; Ceraceosorales; Ceraceosoraceae. The transcript has 3 exons. Gene Ontology annotation, cellular component: small-subunit processome; 90S preribosome; t-UTP complex. The coding region runs from base 105 to 6566 and encodes 2153 amino acids. Gene Ontology annotation, biological process: positive regulation of transcription by RNA polymerase I; maturation of SSU-rRNA from tricistronic rRNA transcript (SSU-rRNA, 5.8S rRNA, LSU-rRNA). Gene Ontology annotation, molecular function: snoRNA binding.
CUUACACCUACACCGACAUCUCUUGUUUUCUGGCGGACUCAUUAGGUUCAAGGAAGGAGCUCGCUUUGUUGCGCGGCGAUUGAAGAGGCCUUCCCCACGUCACAAUGACGUCGACGCUUGCCGCUCAGCUGGCAGGCAUCCGCAGCGUCAAUGCUGGGAGGCUCAAAAGUUCCGCGGCUCUCACCAAUCAAGUCUCGUACCUCUUUCCAACAUCCACUGCCGCCACGCAAGACCUCGACACAGUCCAUGCUAUAGGCCAGAAUGGAUGGGCGGAGCUAGUCGCGUCCAAUGGCAGGUACAACGAGUGGGAAGGGGCGGAACAGCUGUUUGGGGAGCAGAGCAAGAGAUUUGAUAGGGCGGUACGCACAUCCGACGAGAAUCAAGAAACAGAUGAGCUCAUCGAGCAGUGGCUGAAGCUCGUCGCGCCUGAGCUGUUGAGCAAGCCUGUAUCCAAGUGCUUGGAAUGGCUGGUGAGGCGAUUUCGCAUAUACGAGUUCAAUACGCUAGCACUUGUCGGCGUCUUUCUGCCGUACCAUCAAACUUCUCAAUUCGCUCGCAUGCUCCAGAUCGUCAAGCUUGAAGAUCAUGCGCCUCUGGCCUUCCUGAAGCCUUUGCAGAAGAGAGGAACGCCUCUGCCCUCGUCUGUACUGGUUGCGGCGUUCCUUGGCCCUGCGCAUACCACACCCAGCCUGGACACUCUGCGCUUCAUCACAUCACUCUUGCCGCCCAACAGUGGUCACGCGCAUCGAGCCCUCGUCUCCUUCUGGACGGCCACCCUGAGUCAGCUUUGCUUGCGAUGGGCCGGCACCCUUUCGAGCGGAGAGAUGAGAGCAUCGAAUGCUUCUCGCAGAGCAGGUCAGAAGAGACCCGAAGCUCAAGACCUUCUGCCCAUCCUGCUGCCAGCUGCUACUGCAGUAGCCAGUUCUAGCAAGACGGAAGAAGCCAGACUUGGAGGCAUGAUGGUCAUUUGCGCUCUCGGCUCUUCCUUUCCGCUUUCCGAGGCUGCUAUUCGCGCUACUCUGGACGCGCUUCUAGUUGAGACUCCCGCACAUUUGCGCGACACUCCCACCCUGCAACGCGGACUGGUCGCUGUGCUCUUGACGCUACUAUCAAGCGCAGAACGCCCUGCGUCGGAGUCAACAGCUCAGCUCGUCUCGGAGCAAGCGGUCUCCACUUUUCUCACCAUGACGCACACUGUAGCUGAGCUGCGCGCUGCAGGCGCGCGUUAUGCCCUGCGACCUUUCUUGCAACACUUUUUGCCGGCCGUUCGAUCGACUCUCGGAAAGGUGCCGGCAGCGACAGAUGCACUCAGCACGCUUUUGGCCAGCGCCUCGACUCCCGAUGAUCUGCGAAAAGAGAUCCUAGAGUCGUUGCUGUCGACGGGAGGCAGUACAGAUCCCGCGUGCGACCGUGCUCGAAUCGUCGUCCUGGCGCAUGUCCGACAAGAGCAAGCGAGCGAAUUCGACUUGGCGGUGCGAGGCCUGCUUGGCAAGAACGUCGAUGCUGCCUCUCGAGCCAAGGUGGAAGCUUCCCUUCGCGCUGUUCUGCGCGCUGGUGCAGGUGCCGAUGUGAAGGACGAAGAUGCAAACGGCCCGUCGUGGCUCGGCGUCAACGAUGCGGAAGCUAGCGUGCGUCUGGUCGCGCUUCGCGCUCUUAUCCAAGCGGUCAAGGCAGGCGCAGUUGAUGCUCAGGACGCUUUUGUCAAGGACGCUGUACGCGCUCGUCUUCAUGACAGCAGUGCAGAAGUUUUGGAGCUCUUACUAUCUAGCGGUGUCGUUUUGAAGAGCAUUUCGCCCAGCGAAUGCUUGCAAAUCGUUCGCGUGCAGCUCCAAGCGUCGAAGCUUGAGCGAGGGUGCGUCAAGCACCUUGUGGCUUUCCUCGUUGACGAAAUCGAGCAAGUCGGACCCGAAUGCUCCCGAUCCAUCCUGCAGUCGGUCAUCUGGCCACGAUUAUUGCUGAGCAAGAGUCAUCAGAAAGCCAACGAAGAGCUGAUUGAGGGGCUCAAGACGAUCCGAGCAUCAACAGCUCCCGCUGCGCGCAGUCUGGACAACGACCUGCUGGUCAAGAUGUCGAAGCUUUCUGCGGCCGAAGACACGGCUGCAACGAAUCAGAAACGGAUUGCUGUCAUCGCAGGCUCUAUGGAGAGCUAUGAGCCCACGUCCGAACACUACAAAGAACUGGUGAGGUGGAUGAUCAAAUCGUUGAACGUCUCUGCAGAUGCUACCCAUCACGAGCGGAGCGCAGCUCUGCUGUCGGCAGCGGUGUUGAAGGCUCUCCUGUCUUCGCCGGCUCUCGUCAAGGAUGCGCACAUGUUUGCAAGCAUCGCACAACGAGCUUUAGAUGCGGUCGACAUAUCCGUGCACACCGAUUCUGGUUCGAACACUCCUUCUGAUGCUGGUUUGUUACCUAGCACCUCAGAGGCUAUCUUCUCGCGUCACGGAUCUGCGCAUACACGUGCAGCGGUGUUCAGGGAGCUCGCCCUGAGCAUAGUCCAAAGGCUUCCAGUCGAGGAAAAGGCAGUACCUGCCACCGACUUCUGCCUUGGCAACGACUCGCCUGUGCUCAAGCUUGCAACCACGGCGUACACGGUGGCGAACUCGAAAGCGGCGCCCGCUCUGGGCCGCGAAAUGCUGGCUGCUCUCUUUGUCCGGCUAAAAGACUCUACUCUGUCUUUCCUGGCGAGUGUGUGGUGUUCCACGAUCACGCGCCCAAAUACCGACGUUCCGCUCUCUACUCGAUCACUUGCUCUGCGCCACGCGCAUGCUUUCCUGCAAGCAUUCCAAGCGGCUCCGGGCGGUCAGGCAGGUCGCCAGGUGGACUUUCAGGUCAUUCUACCUGCGCUUUUGCUCGCGCUCAACGAUGUAGACACGUCGAUCAGACACGCGGCUCUCAGCUGCAUCGAGACCGUGGGCAAGGUCGCGAGCACAGCUGCUGAUUCCGGCAACGCGGAAAUCUUUGCUUUUGAUCGACUGUAUGGUCGGAACAAUAGCUCCGGCCUCAAGUACCUUCAGACGAAGGACGCUGCUCAGCUGUGUUCUGAUCUAGCGAUGAGCGCACAAUCCUUCCGCCACGAUGCGCAGUAUUUGCCUGCUUGGCUGAGCGAGCGCCUAGCCAUCAAACGGGAGGACAGCAAGCACGAUAGCGGAUACAAGCGCAGUGUAUUAAGCUUCUUGUUAUCGCAUGUGGCAUGUUGGCCCUCGAACGGCGCACGUACCGCGCUUCUGGACGCUCUUCGCGGCGUUCCGGACGCCUCGAAGCUGCUAAUAGCGGUACCGCUGCUUCGUUCGCUAAUGCAAUCUCUCACUCCAAAGGCUGCGUAUGGAAGCUUCAUCGAGAGGUAUGCCCAGCUGCUCCUCAGCACGUUUGACGGCUCUAGCAAGUCCAGCAUCGAUCGCAACGUCGAAGGAUCCUGGUCGGUCUUUAAAGAGGCGAUUACCAGCUCUGUCACUUUCCUGCAAAAGCAAGCUUGCUCGGCCCUCGAAGAGCGCCUCGCAAGACACCUGUCCUUGGCGCACUCCAAAGAGAUGUUCGAGCUACUUUCCAGCGUUGCGACAUCGCCAUCUCACGAGAGCAUUGCCCAAGUCUCUCGAGUCUUGCGUGCGCUCAAAGUCGAGACAGCGUGGCUCGUUCCCGUUAUUUCUGACUUGCGCAGCUCUCUGGCCUACACCACUCUAAACGCUCCUGCGUCGAAGAGAGCACGUACGGAAGACGCAACUUCGGUCGAAGGAGGCGAGGCAACGCUUCCUCGCAGGGCGGCCACGCUUACCUUCAUCCUGGAGUCGAUCGCUGACCGCAAAUUAGGUGCCCAGCCAGAUCUCAUUGCGGAGCUGUUUGAAGUGCUAAGAGUCAGCACAGAGAUGCAUACUUCUCAAGCGUUCAAUGCGGAUCACACCCUACAGGCCUGUCUCACUUGCCUUCAUAAUACUCUUGGAGCAGUCCCCAGCGACCAAGCGAGCACGGAACUGGUCCAGUCGCUACGCCCUGAUAUCGUCGUCAACGUCGUCAAGGCAUCUUCGAAUCCCCAAACCUUCAAUCAGGCUCUACUCCUGCUCACCAAGGUGGUCGCCCUGGCCCCUGAAGCCGUCAUUCACAACGCCAUGCCCAUCUUCACCUUCGUUGGAGUGUCCGUCUUGCAGCGCGACGACGCGCUCAGCUUCAGCGUUGUGGAGCGGGUACUGCGCUCGAUUUUGCCGCCACUUGUCAAAUCUCUGCGACCAGCAGGCACCGCCGACAAAACAGACGCACAUCUUCAGCUCUUGCAGCACGCUCGACCGUUCAUCUGCAUUUUCACAGACGCGGCGACACAUGUGCCAAGGCAUCGACGGGAUGUGCUGUUCCAGCUGUUGGUCGAGGUCUUGGGCGCCGACGAGUUCUUGUCGGCUGUCACCAUGCUUCUCGUGGACCAAGUGGCGCACAAGGUUGUCAAGCAGUCUCCAAGCGAUGCGAGCGCCACGUUGGCAUUGCCUAUCGCUGUCUUCGAAGCAUGCUCACCCACCGUUCAGCUUCAUGCUGUCGUGCAAGUUCUCGACGAAGCCUCAAGGCUGUGGAAGCAUAGAGACGAACCUCUCACGGACGCUCAAGCUCAUACUUUCCUAGAUCCCUUUUCGAGACUCGACGAAGAGCACACGGGCAAGCACCCAGAAGCUAUUCGCCGCAUCAGAGCUCUAACAUCGCUUGUGCGCCAAGCGCUGACUUUGCGAUCGCUGACUACUAGCGUGGCGAAUGUUGAGGGAUCCGAAACGCGCAGCAAAGCCAGCAAGUCUAUUGCAAACAGCACACUUCUGGUCAUUCGACGGGCUUUGGAGCUGGCUUCGAUCAGAGAUACCGACAUCGGUUCAUCAGCACGCGAGAUUGCCAGCUCGCUGGUCCGCAUUGCUCCGCCAAGCAUGUUCAUCGAUUUUGUCAUUAGCUUCAUUGCCGAUCGCGAUCCUGCAGCCAAUCGUAGCGGUCUGGAGCUAGUCUCUACGCGCCUGCCGCGCCUCAAACAGGAUGCCCGCGACCUCAUCGCAGAUCGUACCCCAAAGAUCAUCACUUUCAUCGCCGAGACACUGCCACGCUCGACGUCUGAUGCGGCAACGCUUCAAACUGCGCUUCGUGCCCUCGAAUCGCUAGCCGGCACCUGUGUGCCCUCUGAGCAUGCUGCACUAUCUUCCUGCCUCCCCGCACUCGUAGAUUUGGGCAGGGCCGAUCAAUCAUUGCGGGACGCCAUGUUGCGCGUAACCUUGCCAUUGUCGCGCAAGCUCGGACCACGCCUGAUCCCGCACUUAUCCGCUUUGGCGCCGUUCUGUCUGCUCUGUGCUCGACAAAGCCUGGAAGCGGGUCACCUCAACUCUCGUGACGCAUUCGACACGUUGUCAGGCCUGGUGUCUGCUGUUCCAACAUUCAUGCCUAGCUAUCUCAACGAUGUCAUCGAGAUUGCAGGAAACCGAGCGCUUCAAGCAGCCAAACUCGAGUCCAGUCCUCUCCGGCAAGCAUUCAACAAAUUGGUGAACGUCUACGUCAAGCAGAUACCAGCGCAGCAAGUCUUGGAAAUGAUAUCCUCCAGGUGGGAGAAAGCCCCGCGGUCAUCCACGCACGAGCACCUUGCCGUGCUCUACUUUACCGAUCGCCUGGUACGCAUGUCUAGCAAGGAAGACUUGCUCUCGGUGUACAAACCGGUGUACCGCUUCUUGGUGCGGGUCUUUGACCUGCGCCGCGAGCAUGCCAAGGAGCUUUCGGCUGCAGACCUGGGCAAGGUGGAAGAUCAUUGCGUAGACGCUUUCGUCCACCUCGUAUUGAAGCUCAACGAGACGACUUUCCGACCGCUCUUCCUCCGGACCUACGAUUGGGCUGCGCAGGAUCUGCUGGAGGAUGAUGACGGGGAGGAGAAACCCUUGAACGACCUCGACCUGGUUGCCAGGCGCUUGGUGCUUUACAAGCUCAUCAACGGAUUACUGGACGCGCUCAAGGGUCUGUUUGCGAGCUAUUACUCGAGCGUGCUGGAUCUAAGCAUAGGGAUUCUAGACGGCUUCGCUCAAGGCACGCUUCGACAAGACGAUGGGUCGUCGCAAGGUUUGCUGUGGCACAGUGUGCUCGGCAGUCUGAAGAGGAGCGCGCAGCACGACACGGGUUCCUUCUGGUCUCCGACCCGACUGUCUCGAACUGCACCAGCGGUCAUUGCUCAGUUGACGGGCGCAGCCAAACAUCCAGCGACGGUCAGCUUGCCAACGGUCGGCGGCAGGGACCGUCCUUCGAUCUCCUCGCAGACUCGACACGUGUGCGACGUCAUUGGCGCUCUCGCGCAGGCGGUACCAGACGAAAAGUCGCUAAAGCAUCUCAACAAUCUCUUGUUGACGCUCAGUCGAACGCGCGAUCAUCGCGUAAAGGUGGCUGCGCUCACGGCCUUGGCAGAAAUAUGGUCAACAGAGGAGUUGGCGAGCACCCUGCUCGGUCUGACGCCAGAGAGCGUGCCGCACAUCAGCGAGCUGCUCGAUGCCGACGACCAGGCUACGCUCGAGGCUACCAAUCAUCUCGUCGGCCUCAUCGAGGGCAUCCUGGGCGAAUCGCUCGAUACUUAUCUGCAGUAAAGUGGCUCUUGUACGGCGCUGUCUGCCAUGCAUGCAGGCGCACUCAUGCGCAAAUAUACUACAUGCUAUCUGUUAAGGGUUGAGAAUAGGGACAUCGAUGAUGUGUGAUUAAGAGCCUGAUGUCAUAUUGACGUCAGCAGCGUUCAAAGUCUGUUCUCGCGAGAGCGGCGGUGAAUCGCAACAAAUUCGUCGUCUUUGCCUUCGAAUUGGCAAUCCAGUCCGUCGUCGUCGCAGCGCGCCCUCUCCCAUGGCGUGUUCAAAACCUCACACGUGCUCUUAGAAUGGCACUUUGCUCCUCUUCUUCUGCUUCGCCUCCUGGAGACCCUAGAAAUGCGCGCAGAAGAGAUGCAAAGGGAUCAGCGAUGAGAGAGCGCGCUUUCAUUGACUUUUCCGCGGCGACCACACCUUCCCACUAGCCAGACCAGUCAAUGACUACCGCAACACGAUCACAUUUUUCCAUGCGUCACACGGUGCA